Molecule: messenger RNA, 3508 nt
Organism: Drosophila biarmipes
Lineage: Eukaryota; Metazoa; Arthropoda; Insecta; Diptera; Drosophilidae
Gene: Rel
Product: nuclear factor NF-kappa-B p110 subunit
Exons: 2
Coding region: 471-3401 (976 amino acids)
Biological process (GO): non-canonical NF-kappaB signal transduction; regulation of DNA-templated transcription; response to cytokine
Cellular component (GO): cytoplasm
Molecular function (GO): protein binding; DNA binding; DNA-binding transcription factor activity
Source: RefSeq, a predicted model, not a curated record
GCCCAGUGCCGCGCUCAUUUUCGUUCGAGCAGUGGGGCACUGAAGUUAUCCGAAUCCGAUUCGCUGCGCUGCCAGAGCACACACUCGCAAACGUAUAUGUAUCAGUUCGCUGGAAUCACUAUACAUAUGCGUAUACAGUGUGUGAUUUCGCUGUGUAAACAAGAGUCGCGAAUCCAGAAUUCUCCUCGUAUAUAUAUGCUAUAGCGAUCGAAAAAUCACACGGAGUGCUUGGUGGUGCGCCUGAAAACCCCGUGAGUCAUCGCGACGUGGCCCCAGCAGAUAAUUUCCCGUGCGCCGCGACAUCGGGGAAGUACCUAAAACGAAUGGUCAGCAGAGGCAAUCGGAUCGGCGCAGCUCGUUUCGAUCAUUAGUGUUUCGCUCGGCGAAGGCAGCGGUUCAGCUUUGAGUUGUUGGCUUCGAGCUAAGACGCAAUUAACCGGAAAUAUACACAGACAUUGGAGUGUACGAACAUGAAUCAGUACUACGACCUGGACAAGGGCAAGAAUGUGCUGUUCCUGAACGAUGCCUCCAGCACCAGUGGAUACAGCAGUGGCAACUCCCCCAACUCCACCACCCAGUCCCUGUCGCCCGCCCACUCACCCGAAACGAUGGCCCUGCAAACGGACUUCGCCAACCUCAACUUGCCCGCCGGCAACUCACCACAGCAGCCGCCGCUGGCGAACUCACCAUACCAGCAUCAGCUGUUAACCAACGGCGCCCUCUGCCAAUUGGAUGCGAGUAAUUUGCUAAAUUCCGCUGGCGUUGGCGUUGCAAAUGCCACCAGUUUCGGCAACAUGUACAUGGACCACCAGUACUACGUGCCCGUCCCGCCUGCGGCAGUGCCUCCGGGCCAGCACUUUGGCUACCAUCAGAACGGCCUGGCAUCUGGCGGCGUGGGCAAACACGUGCCGCAGCUGAAGAUCGUGGAGCAGCCGGUGGAGAAGUUCCGGUUUCGGUACAAGAGCGAGAUGCACGGCACCCACGGAUCCCUCAACGGGGCCAAUUCGAAGAGGACGCCGAAGACCUUCCCGGAGGUCACGCUGUGCAACUACGACGGACCCGCCGUCAUCCGGUGCAGCCUGUUCCAGACCAACCUGGACAGCCCCCACUCGCAUCAGCUGGUCGUGCGCAAGGACGAGCGCGAUGUGUGCGAUCCGCACGAUCUGCACGUGAGCAAGGAUCGCGGCUACGUGGCCCAGUUCAUCAACAUGGGCAUCAUACACACCGCCAAGAAGUACAUCUUCGAGGAGCUCUGCAAGAAAAAGCAGGACCGCCUGGUCUUCCAGAUGAACCGGCGCGAGCUGUCCACCAAGCAGCUGCAGGAGCUGCACCAGGAGACGGAGCGGGAGGCCAAGGACAUGAACCUGAACCAGGUGCGCCUCUGCUUCGAGGCCUUCAAGAUCGAGGACAAUGGCACUUGGGUUCAACUUGCCCCUCCAGUGUACAGUAAUGCGAUCAACAACCGGAAGUCGGCUCAGACCGGAGAGCUGCGCAUCGUCCGGCUGAGCAAGCCCACGGGCGGAGUGAUGGGCAACGACGAGCUCAUCCUGCUGGUGGAGAAGGUCAGCAAGAAGAACAUCAAGGUGCGGUUCUUCGAGGAGGACGAGGACGGGGAGACCGUGUGGGAGGCAUAUGCCAAGUUCCGGGAAUCGGAUGUCCACCACCAGUAUGCCAUUGUGUGCCAGACGCCUGCGUACAAAGAUAAGGACGUGGACCGCGAGGUGAACGUGUCCAUUGAGCUGAUUCGUCCCUCCGACGAUGAGCGGUCCUUCCCGCCGCUGCCCUUCCGCUACAAGCCGCGGGACGCGAUUGUGUCCAGGAAACGGCGUCGCACUUGCUCUUCGGCCAACAGCAGCAGUUCCGGUAACGCUAGCUCCAACAAUUCCCUGGAUCUGCCCAAGACCCUGGCCAUGGCUCAGCCACCGAACGGCUUGCCCAACUUUUCGCAACAUGAUCAGACAAUAAGUCAGGAGUUUGGGCGCGAAAUGCAUCUGGAUGAUUUGAUCAAUUCCGAAAAUUUCCGCAAACUCAUUGAAAACAACUCCAACGACCUGGAGAAGAUCUGCCAGCUGGACAUGGGGGAGUUGCAGAACGAUGGCCAUGGGCGAUCGGAAAUGGCAUCGAGCCGAAAUCUCACCUCAAAGUACUUGGCAGCUAUAUUCAAAAUCUUCGAUCAGGAGCGGAGAACGCCGGCGGAAUCCUCGCGCCGUCAGGUGGAGGAGCUGUUCACAGAUCACGCCCUGAAGAACGAGAACAACGAUACGCUGCUGCACGAGGUGAUCAGCUACAAAAAGGACAACCUGAAGUUGGCCUUCAAAACGAUACAGGUGCUGAACUUCUUUAAGCUCAGGGAGCUGGCCAAUAGCGCAUUGAACGCGGACGGCGACAGUGCGCUGCAUGUGGCCUGCCAGCAGGAUCGGUCACACUACAUUCGCCCUCUGAUGGGCCUGGGCUGUAGUCCGAAUCAACAGAAUCAUGCUGGAAACACCGCAUUGCAUUUGGCCGUCAUCGAGGAAAACCUGAACUGCGUGGAGAGCUUCCUAAAGGGGACGCCCGCAAUUGGUUCUCUCACUGAGGAAUUGGAUCUCUCACUGAAGAACGACGAUGGGCUGACACCCCUGCACAUGGCCAUCCGGCAGAACAAGUACGAUGUGGCCAAGAAACUGAUCAGCCACGACAGGAGUUCGAUAAGAGUGGCCAACACAAUGGAUGGAAACAAUGCGCUUCACAUGGCCGUUCUGGAGCAAAGUGUGGAGCUGCUGGUGCUGAUCCUGGACGCCCAGAACGAGAACCUCACCGACAUCCUGCAGGCGCGGAACGCUGCCGGCUAUACCCCCUUGGAAUUGGCCAGGCACAAGGCCAAUGAGCGGGUGGUGCAGCUGCUGGAAAAUGUGUACCCGGAGAAGGUUCAAAUGGCCAUGACCUGGAUUCCACGCAAAGUCAAAGAGGAGAUCGAUUCAUCCUCGGACGAGAGCAGUGAAGCCGGACAGCUGGAGAUCAAGUCCGAGGAGAUGGAGAUCAAAACAGAGGAUGAGGGCUCUGCCGAGUUGGAUUUAAGCAGCGGUCGGCGGAGACAGGAGGAAGAAACCAAGGGUGACAUCGAAAUGGAUCUUGAUCCGCGAAACAAACUGCAGCUGCUGCUCAGGAACAAAACCAUCUUUGACCAGCUGUGUUCGCUCCUGAACAAACCCUUUGGCAAUGGGCCCGAUGCCCAGCCAAAGUGGAAGCAGCUGGUCAGCCAAUCCCAUCUGGAACAGUUCGCCUUCAUGUGGCUGGAUGCCGGCGGCCUGUUGGAAUACAUCAAGGACAACGGCGACAGCGUGGAGCUUCCAACAUUCACUCGCGCCCUGCAGACAAUCGAUCCCCAGGCGUACGCCCUGCUGGAACGAGAAUUACGUUAGACCCUAGGUUACUCCUCCCAUGUAAAACCCAUCCCCUCUCAGAGAAGAUUAAGCUUGAUUUUGUAUUGAAGAUGUUGAUCAAUAAAGUACCUUAGUUUUAUAACUAA